Messenger RNA from Piliocolobus tephrosceles (Ugandan red Colobus), 5598 nucleotides. RefSeq names its product SLIT and NTRK like family member 3 (gene SLITRK3). The record is from RefSeq and is a predicted model, not a curated record. Gene Ontology annotation, cellular component: GABA-ergic synapse; postsynaptic density membrane. NCBI's taxonomy places the organism in Eukaryota, Metazoa, Chordata, Mammalia, Primates, Cercopithecidae. Gene Ontology annotation, biological process: axonogenesis; positive regulation of synapse assembly. The transcript has 2 exons. Bases 912 to 3851 code for a protein of 979 amino acids. Gene Ontology annotation, molecular function: protein binding.
GUUCGGUGGUCCCCUCCCCCUCCCGCCCCCCUCCCCCGCACCUUCUCCCGCUCGAGAAGUGAGGGUGCUUGAAUGGUGAACGGUCAGGGGACUCACUCUCUGCCAACGGGAUCGCUUCACCUUCGUGCUUUGCCUGAGAUCUCCCAAAUCCAAGUGGAAUUUGGUGUGCACAGCCAUACUGUGUAUAUUUGUAUCUUCUCUCCCUGUCUCCUUCUUUCCCCCCACCUUCGCCGUCUGACCAAUGCUGGGAUCUGAGAUCUAGUCGCCCCCUUCCUGCCUCCUUUCCGCCUCUCCCCACCCUUUUCUUCUCUCAUCUACACACCAUCCACCCCCACUCCCACCCACCUAAAGGGCAAAGAGCAAAGACACCCUGGAAAAGCAAGGGCUAAUUCCAUCUUUUCGGAUGGAAGGAGGCCUCGGGCAGGGAUUGUGAGUGACAACCUUUCAAGAAGAGAGAAAGAGAGAAAUCCAGAGACUGAGCUCAGGCUCUCGGGAACAACGAAGCUCUCCACUGAUCGAGAGCACCGAGAUUUUAAUCAAAGGAACCUAGUCCUGGGACACUCACUCUGCCUGCCUGCCUGCCUGCCUGCCAUCGAAGGCAUAGGGAGCUGUGGUCGCGAGCUCCCUGUCACUGACAUCGCAGCGCUAGGUGCGCUCCCGGCUCUCCCAUUGGUAUGCAGCGACCAUUUCCCUGCAAAUCUCAAAGGUGGAAACAUUUAAACGGAUUACAAGCGUGAUUUGGUAGCCUUUCGGAAAGUUGGUGGCCAGAAGAGGAGAAGCUACAAGGCUACAGUAUGAUGGAUACAAUUCAGCCUCCCAGAGAGUUUGCCCCUCCCGCUGGGAAGCCCCUCGGAGCAAACCUCGGAGAUCCUGAGCGCUCUGCACCAUAGUUUUGUAAUCAACCACGAACGAUGAAACCUUCCAUAGCUGAGAUGCUUCACAGAGGAAGGAUGUUGUGGAUAAUUCUUCUAAGCACAAUUGCUCUAGGAUGGACUACCCCGAUUCCCCUAAUAGAGGACUCAGAGGAAAUAGAUGAGCCCUGUUUUGAUCCAUGCUACUGUGAAGUUAAAGAAAGCCUCUUUCAUAUACAUUGUGACAGUAAAGGAUUUACAAAUAUUAGUCAGAUUGCCGAGUUCUGGUCAAGACCUUUUAAACUGUAUCUGCAGAGGAAUUCUAUGAGGAAAUUAUACACCAACAGUUUUCUUCAUUUGAAUAAUGCUGUGUCUAUUAAUCUUGGGAACAAUGCAUUGCAGGACAUUCAGACUGGAGCUUUCAAUGGUCUUAAGAUUUUAAAGAGACUAUAUCUACAUGAAAACAAACUAGAUGUCUUCAGAAAUGACACCUUCCUUGGCUUAGAAAGUCUAGAAUAUCUGCAGGCAGAUUACAAUGUCAUUAAACGUAUUGAGAGUGGGGCAUUUCGGAACCUAAGUAAAUUGAGGGUUCUGAUUUUAAAUGAUAAUCUCAUCCCCAUGCUUCCGACCAAUUUAUUUAAGGCUGUCUCUUUAACCCAUCUGGACCUACGUGGAAAUAGGUUAAAGGUUCUUUUUUACCGAGGAAUGCUAGAUCACAUUGGCAGAAGCCUGAUGGAACUCCAGCUGGAAGAAAACCCUUGGAACUGUACAUGUGAAAUUGUACAACUGAAGAGUUGGCUGGAACGCAUUCCUUAUACUGCCCUGGUGGGAGACAUUACCUGUGAGACCCCUUUCCAUUUCCAUGGAAAGGACCUACGAGAAAUCAAGAAGACAGAACUCUGUCCUUUGUUGUCUGACUCUGAGGUAGAGGCUAGUUUGGGAAUUCCACAUUUGUCAUCAAGUAAGGAGAAUGCAUGGCCAACUAAGCCUUCCUCAAUGCUAUCCUCUGUCCAUUUUACUGCUUCUUCUGUUGAAUACAAGUCCUCAAAUAAACAGCCUAAGCCCACCAAACAGCCUCGAACACCAAGGCCACCCUCCACCUCCCAAGCUUUAUAUCCUGGUCCAAACCAGCCUCCCAUUGCUCCUUAUCAGACCAGACCACCAAUCCCCAUUAUAUGCCCCACUGGGUGUACCUGUAAUUUGCACAUCAAUGACCUUGGUUUGACUGUCAACUGCAAAGAGCGAGGAUUUAAUAACAUUUCUGAACUUCUUCCAAGGCCCUUGAAUGCCAAGAAACUGUAUCUGAGUAGCAAUCUGAUUCAGAAAAUAUACCGUUCUGAUUUUUGGAAUUUUUCUUCCUUGGAUCUCUUGCAUCUGGGGAACAAUCGCAUUUCCUAUGUCCAAGAUGGGGCCUUUAUCAACUUGCCCAACUUAAAGAGCCUCUUUCUUAAUGGUAACGAUAUAGAGAAGCUGACACCAGGCAUGUUCCGAGGCCUACAGAGUUUGCACUACUUGUACUUUGAGUUCAAUGUCAUCCGGGAAAUCCAGCCUGCAGCCUUCAGUCUCAUGCCCAACUUGAAGCUGCUAUUCCUCAAUAAUAACUUGCUGAGGACCCUGCCAACGGACGCCUUCGCAGGCACAUCCCUGGCCCGGCUCAACCUGAGGAAGAACUACUUCCUCUAUCUUCCCGUGGCUGGUGUCCUGGAACACUUGAACGCCAUUGUCCAGAUAGACCUCAAUGAGAAUCCUUGGGACUGCACUUGUGACCUGGUCCCCUUUAAACAGUGGAUCGAAACCAUCAGCUCAGUCAGUGUGGUUGGUGAUGUGCUUUGCAGGAGCCCUGAGAAUCUCACUCACCGUGAUGUGCGCACUAUUGAGCUGGAAGUUCUUUGCCCAGAGAUGCUGCACGUUGCACCAGCUGGAGCAUCCCCAGCACAGCCUGGAGAUUCCCACCUUAUUGGGGCACCAACCAGUGCAUCACCUUAUGAGUUUUCUCCUCCUGGGGGCCCUGUGCCACUUUCUGUGUUAAUUCUCAGCCUUCUGGUUCUGUUUUUCUCAGCAGUCUUUGUUGCUGCAGGCCUCUUUGCCUACGUGCUCCGAAGGCGUCGAAAGAAGCUGCCCUUCAGAAGCAAGAGACAGGAAGGUGUGGACCUUACUGGCAUCCAAAUGCAAUGCCACCGGCUGUUUGAGGAUGGUGGAGGUGGUGGUGGUGGAAGUGGGGGUGGAGGUCGACCAACUCUUUCCUCUCCAGAGAAGGCCCCUCCUGUGGGUCAUGUGUAUGAAUACAUCCCCCACCCAGUUACCCAAAUGUGCAACAACCCCAUCUACAAGCCUCGUGAGGAGGAGGAGGUGGCUGUUUCAUCAGCCCAAGAAGCAGGAAGUGCAGAACGUGGGGGUCCAGGGACACAACCACCGGGAAUGGGUGAGGCUCUCCUAGGAAGUGAGCAGUUUGCUGAGACACCCAAGGAGAACCAUAGUAACUACCGGACCUUGCUGGAAAAAGAGAAGGAGUGGGCCCUGGCAGUGUCCAGCUCCCAGCUUAACACCAUAGUGACGGUGAAUCACCAUCACCCUCACCCUCACCACCCAGCAGUUGGUGGGGUUUCAGGAGUAGUUGGGGGAACUGGGGGAGACUUGACAGGGUUCCGCCACCAUGAGAAAAAUGGUGGGGUGGUGCUGUUUCCUCCCGGGGGAGGAUGUGGUGGUGGCAGUAUGCUACUAGACCGAGAGAGGCCACAGCCUACCCCCUGCACAGUGGGAUUUGUGGACUGUCUCUAUGGAACAGUGCCCAAAUUAAAGGAACUGCACGUGCACCCUCCUGGCAUGCAAUACCCAGACUUACAGCAGGACGCCAGGCUCAAAGAAACCCUUCUCUUCUCGGCUGGAAAGGGCUUCACAGACCACCAAACCCAAAAAAGUGAUUACCUCGAGUUAAGGGCCAAACUUCAAACCAAGCCGGAUUACCUCGAAGUCCUGGAGAAGACAACAUAUAGGUUCUAACAGAGAGAAGAAAAUAUAUUAGUGCUUUUUUUUUUUUUUUCAAAAGAAAAGGAAAAUAAAAGAAAUAAAUCCUUUGCUCCCUUUACACUUGUCCCAGUAACUCCAUCCUCACGAUCUUCCCUACCCUGAACAAAACUGAAACCGCAUGAUAACUAGAGAAUACAGAUGUAUGCUCUCCCCUCUCAGAUGUGAUUUGGAGGAAGGGCCAUACUCAGAUCAUUAAUCAAUGAAGUGCCUUCGCAGACUUUUGCCAGCAAAUGUUAUCAUUAUUUUUUUAUACUGAAACUUGAGACUUUGACUGUGCCAUGUAUAAGGUAUACUGGGGAUCAUUGUAUGGAUCCUAAUUAAGUAAAAUUCAAUGUGUCUUUUUAUUUUCAGUAACUAUUUUUUUUUUUUAGUUGUAGUUUUGUUUUAAAGGGAGGGGGGAAACAAGUUGACAUUUGUCAUUUGUGGCUUUCUUUCUUCUCAUCAUGGCACAGAUUCUGUACAUGUAUUAACAAUGCAGUUUGCUGCAUGCCUGGAAACUGCAAGAUGGGGAGGGAGGGGGCGGGUCUUGCUCGAAUGUUCUCACUCACUAUCUUGUCUCUCAUACACAUAUCCAUCUGCAGAACGUGCCCUAAACCUGCAGUUUCUUCCUGCUGGUGCAGGUACACCCCCCCCCACACACACACACAAACACACACAGACACACACAGACACACACAUACUCCAUACCAUUCCCAUUCAACCCAAUCUGCUUAGUUCGGGUUUGAUCCAUUUUUCUCCUCUCCAUAGUUCCACUACCCUUCACUUCUAGUGUACAGCUCACAGCAUCUCUCCUAUCACCCUGGGAAAAUCACAUUCUAGGCUGGAUUCUACUGAAGUGGAGGCCUGGUGGUUUAACAGCCGAAGACACGAGCCUAGGAAUGAGCACCCUCUUUGUGACACUUCAUCCUGAUGCCAAGAUUUUUUGGAGAACAUCUGCACUUUCUUAUAUAUAUAUAUAUAUAUAUAAUAUUAAAAAAAAAGCAACUGGGUAUAUAUCACUAACAGCUUUGUAGGAAGCACUUUUAAUGUUUUCUCUCUCACACACAAAGAUUCAAAAGAAAUGUGCAUAUAUUUAUUCUGUAAUUUCAGUGAUUAUAAAUUGUAAAGGUAAUGUUUAAUCAUUGUAUAGUGAUUAUGCGUCUGGUAUAGCUUUCCUAAUAAAAAGUUUUUGAAAAACAUAAUACAUUAUAUAUAGAGGAUACAAAGCUUGAAUCUUAAACUCCAGCUAUGCCAUGCCUUUCGUGCUCCCAUUUUAAAAAAUGAUUUCUUUUACUUGUUACACAGAAAGUAAUUUAUUAAUGGGUUUGAUGCACUGUGAUGUUGAUAAAUCUUAUAUCCCACCAUCUCUAUUCCAAACCAGGAUACAAUUGAGACUUAAAAUCUGACUUACAGUUUAUUUUUUUUCUUGACUUACGUAUUUCAAUUUUAGUAACCAGUGAUGCACUGUUUCCUAGGCAAGAUGCAAGGGGGAGAAAAUAAAAUAACUAGAUCACUGAGAAGUACAGGAUUAAUUAGGAGAACAUAAUCAAGGAUCCGUACAUCUUAAGAUAAUAGAUGACAUAAAGAAAUCGGAGAGUAAAAUUGCUAUUGUUUUUUAAAAUAUGUAGUCCAAUUACAUGCACACCCUCAUACACCCGCAAGCUUCCACACACACCCAUACAACCCAGUAAAUAUCAAAGGCCUUGGCCUUGGAGCCAAUUAUAUGGCCAGAAUCCUGUGA